This is a messenger RNA of Priceomyces carsonii, 726 nucleotides long. RefSeq lists its product as uncharacterized. The record is from RefSeq and is a predicted model, not a curated record. NCBI's taxonomy places the organism in Eukaryota, Fungi, Ascomycota, Pichiomycetes, Serinales, Debaryomycetaceae. The transcript has a single exon. Bases 1 to 726 code for a protein of 241 amino acids.
AUGCUCAGAUUAACAAAUAGAUCGAUCGUCAAACAAUGUGCUAGCAGAGUGGCGUUUAAAAGGACCCUACAAAGUACUCCUUUUUACAUGACGAAGAAUGAUAAUUCAACGAUCGAUUCUUACAAAUUACCGUCUCAGUCUUCGAUAAAUGAAUGGGAAUUUAAAUAUGACUUCAUACCAAAGACCGCUGAACCAAAGAUUCCUCCGGUAACCCCGGAGGCAGUCAAACAAGACGUUGCUCACCAGAAGAAGGCUAACAUCGAAAAGGAAUUAUCUAACAAAGAGCAAGCAUCAUCAGUGAAAGUCGAAGCUAAUGCAGCUCAGGUUGUUCAUGGCGGCGAAUCUGUAGGAUCCGAGCCUGAAUUUAUACAAGAUAGGGGGUCUAAGCCAAUUGACGCUUCAAUCAGUGUUUCUUCAGCGAAAGGGAAACCAGCUAAUAGAGACAAAUAUAUCCAGAGUUCAGCUAAUCCCCACAUCAACAAAAAUGAAGUAGUGAAUUUGGGUGACAACGAAGUCGAUCACAAAACUUCUUCUGUAGAAAAGCAAACUCAAGUCGUUGAUGAUAUUGAACAUGACAAUUUGCAUACCUCCGAACAAAGCAGACAGGGCCCGAAGAAAAGUUCUAAUUCGUCCGCCGUUGGAAUCUCUUUAGGUUUGGGAGUUGCUGGAAUCGCAGGCUUCUAUUAUUACACCUCAUCUAACGAUCCAAAGAAAGCGGACAAAUGA